Messenger RNA from Mytilus trossulus (common blue mussel), 942 nucleotides. RefSeq names its product tRNA-uridine aminocarboxypropyltransferase 2-like. Bases 82 to 867 code for a protein of 261 amino acids. NCBI's taxonomy places the organism in Eukaryota, Metazoa, Mollusca, Bivalvia, Mytilida, Mytilidae. The record is from RefSeq and is a predicted model, not a curated record. The transcript has 6 exons.
CAAACGCAACUAGUGUGUCACUCCCCUUUCCUUAAAGUACCCUUUCCGACGUGAAAAAAUGAGAAAAUAGAUAACUUUGUAAUGGAAGAAGAAAACUUUGUAGAAUCUCUCUUUGAAUUAGCAGACAACUUAGAAAAACCAAAAAUAAACAAAAGAGAUGUUUGUUCCAGAUGCAGGAGACCAGCCACUGUUUGUUGGUGUCCCUUUCUACCAUCAGAACCUAUACAAAUAUCAACAACAGUCUUUAUCCUACAACAUCCAUUUGAGGAAUCAAGAAAUUUAAAAACUGCUCCAAUGUUAAAUCUGAGUCUAGCACCAGAAAAGUGUCAUUUUUACAGAUCCAAAAAAUUUCCAGAACACAGAUUUCCCGGACUUUUAGAGCUAAUGAAACAACCCAACACCUUACUACUGUUUCCAGGCCCUGGGGCUGUUGAUAUAUCAGAGUUACCACCAGUAGGGGACGAGGUUUCAUAUAACUUGGUACUAUUGGAUGGAACCUGGGGACAAGCAAAGAAUAUGUUUAUAUCAAAUCCUAUAUUACAUUUACCAAAAAAGGUGCAAAUAAACUCUACUGUAAAAAGUAAAUAUGUGAUACGUACUCAGCCAGAUGAUGGUUCCCUGUCUACCCUGGAAACUGCAGCUUUCGCUUUAUCUGUGUUAGAACAGAUUCCAGACUUAUUUGAUGUAUUGACCAAGCCUUUAGAAGCCUUGUGUCAGUUCCAGAUAAAUCAUGGAGCCUGUACUCACCAUAGUAGAUCAUAUAAAAUAGAAAAUGGAUUGUGGAAGAAAAAACUGUCUAAGAAAGCUAUAAAAAGACUUGAAGAAAAGAAGAACCAACAAACAUCAGAUGGAAAUCAACAAAGUUGACAGACAUUUUUUUAUUUUAUUUAUUUUAGUGUAUGCAGAGAAUGAUUGCUUUAUUAAAGAUUGUACAUGAACAAC